Frankliniella occidentalis (western flower thrips) is the source of this 1312-nucleotide messenger RNA. RefSeq lists its product as uncharacterized. The transcript has 5 exons. The coding region runs from base 253 to 1026 and encodes 257 amino acids. The record is from RefSeq and is a predicted model, not a curated record. NCBI's taxonomy places the organism in Eukaryota, Metazoa, Arthropoda, Insecta, Thysanoptera, Thripidae. Gene Ontology annotation, biological process: intracellular signal transduction. Gene Ontology annotation, cellular component: microtubule; microtubule organizing center.
GGUGCAAGAAUCAUACCCGCUGGCGGCCGAUUGUUGCCAGUUGCGCGGGUGAGAGCCUCACCCACCCCCUACCCCUAUAGCAGCCGGCCACAUAGCAAUAGCAUGCCAUGCAGUUCAACCCAACUUCGGUGAACCUGAAAUCUAAAGUCCUGACCCGCCCUGCCCUCAACGGGGGAGGGAGUUCCUUCAUUCGGCUCCAAAUAUCCGGCUUUAAACUCUGAGCGAACCGUAUCCCUCACAACACUGGUGAACAUGACCCGCGGCAGGGCCUCGUACCCCGUCACCAAGCUCAUGAGCCCCGAGGUGGGCAAGUGGGUGACGGUGAACGUCAACGGCAACAGCCACCACGAGGCGCGCAUCCUCAUCAGCCCCUACACGAUGCGCCAGUUCGAGAACCUGCUGUCGCACCUCACCGACAAACUCAAGCCGCCCUUCGGGGCCGUGUGGCGCCUGUUCACGGAGGACGGCCUCGAGAUCCGGGACCUGGAGGACAUCAAGGGCGGCCAGACGUACAUCGCGUCGGGCCGCGCCAAGCCCAUGUUCCCCGUCAGGAAGGCGCGCGGGCGGCGCGAGAGCGCGGCGGGCGGCCGCGAGCGGGAGCUGCGCAGCCACAGCGCGGUGGGCUCGCUGGGCGGAGGCCGCGCGGGGCACGCCGGACACGUCCUGGACGCGGCGAGCGACACCAACGUCAAGAACAAGCACGCCCUGUCGGCGGGGGGAGCGCCGGCGCCGAGGCCCGCGCCCGCCCCGCGCAGGGGAAAGUCUAGCCGCACCCGCGGGGUCGGAGAACAGAGCGAGUGCGCGGGACAAGUGUGGGACGGACCUUUGCACAACCAGCAGCAAAAUCACUAUCAGCAACCUGUUCCUUCAUCCAAACGGAAAUUGAGUGCUGGCAAAAAGCACCACAUGGAAGACUAUGAUAGUGAAGAGGACUUGGGCAAGCUGGAGGUAAUAUCAAACAAGUCGCCACUGCCAGGCAUCAAUCAAGUGAAUACAAAGAUGAGUGUGGGUAGAAAACAGCCUUAAAGCUCCCCUGUCAAAGUCAUCAGGUACCAACAAAAUUUAGUUCAGUAUCCUUGAUGGUCACUGCUAUUUGUUUGGGAUAGUGGGAAAAACUUCACAUAAAGCAAUUUAUAAAAUUCCACACAUUGUAUGAUAUUAUUUUUCUGAUUAUAAUACAAGUAAACGAAGUAGCUACAAAUGUUUGAUUGGGAAAGUACAAAAGGAAAAAGGGAGGAUAUAAUUACAGUAGCAUGCGGAAAUCAGAAGCUUCCUCAAUAAAACCUUUUUGGUAUACAAAGAUGCAAAUGUC